UCGAGUUCGUUGAAACUCGAUAAAAAAAAUAUGAUUAUUUUCUUUUUUUAAUUUUUAUAAAUAUUUUCUUUUAUCUUUCUCAACUUCACUUCUCUCGAGGCAAGAAGCUAGAUUUAUCAAAAGGGUUUUCUUGAUUUCAUUUAUUAGCUUUUCCAAAAGCUUAGAACAGAAGAUCCCACUAAAAAAGUUUCAAACUUUUUUUGUUUCAUGGAACGUGUUAAAGUGUUUGUUUGGCUUGUUACCUUUUUUGUUCUGUUACAUUUGGUGUUAGUGGUUGUUGAGGGUAGUGAAAGUCUUCUCUCUCCAAAGGGUGUUAACUAUGAAGUGGCUGCUUUGAUGUCUAUGAAGAAUAAGAUGAAUGAUGGGUUGCAUGCUAUGAAUGGUUGGGAUAUUAAUUCGGUUGAUCCUUGUACUUGGAAUAUGGUUGGUUGUUCUUCUGAGGGUUAUGUCAUUUCCUUGGAAAUGGCCAGUGCAGGUUUAUCUGGAAUAAUUUCCUCCGGAAUUGGAAAUUUGAGUCACCUCCGAACAUUGCUAUUGCAGAACAAUCAGUUAUCUGGUCCUAUCCCGGCCGAGAUAGGAAACCUGUUAGAGCUUCAGACUCUUGAUCUUUCUGGUAACCAGCUUGUUGGGAACAUUCCUAGUUCUUUGGGCUCUUUGACUCAUCUUAGUUACUUGCGGCUCAGCAAAAAUAAACUAUCUGGACAGAUCCCUCAACUUGUUGCUAAUCUUACAGGACUUUCGUUCUUGGAUUUGUCAUUCAACAAUCUCAGUGGUCCUACUCCAAAAAUUUUAGCAAAAGGCUAUAGUAUUUUAGGAAACAACUUCCUCUGUACAUCACCCUCAGAAACUUGUAUGGGCGGUUCGAAGCCAGUAAAUGAUACAAGGUCAUCUCAGACGGUCAGCAGUCAUCACCACGUGGUGCUUUCUGCUGUUAUUGGCUUUAGUUGCGCAUUUGUAAUUUCUGUGAUGCUACUCGUCUAUUGGUUGCAUUGGUACAAAUCACGCAUCCUGUAUUCAUCUUAUGUGGAGCAAGAUUGUGAAUUUGGGAUUGGUCAUUUGAAGAGGUUCUCCUUCCGUGAAUUGCAAGUUGCUACUGGAAAUUUCACUUCAAAAAAUAUCGUAGGACAAGGUGGUUUUGGUGUUGUAUACAAAGGAUGCCUUGCAAACAAAAUGUUGGUGGCAGUAAAGAGGCUUAAAGAUCCUAAUUAUACUGGAGAAGUGCAGUUUCAAACCGAAGUUGAGAUGAUUGGCUUGGCUGUACAUCGUAACCUUUUGCGUCUUUAUGGAUUUUGUAUGACACCAGAUGAAAGGCUACUCGUUUAUCCGUUCAUGCCUAAUGGCAGUGUUGCUGAUCGCUUAAGAGAGAGUUUCCGUGGAAAGCCAUGUUUGGAUUGGGACAGACGAAUGCGCAUUGCUGUUGGGGCUGCACGUGGGCUUCUAUAUUUGCACGAACAGUGCAAUCCAAAAAUAAUCCACAGGGAUGUUAAGGCCGCAAACAUUUUGUUAGAUGAAAGUUUCGAAGCUGUGGUGGGAGAUUUCGGUCUUGCUAAGCUCUUAGAUCAAAGGGAUUCACAUGUAACUACUGCAGUACGUGGCACUGUAGGACACAUUGCCCCCGAGUAUCUCUCAACUGGACAGUCUUCUGAAAAAACAGAUGUUUUUGGAUUUGGUAUAUUACUUUUGGAGCUCAUAACAGGACAAAAGGCAUUGGAUGCCGGAAAUGUUCAGGUCCAAAAGGGAAUGAUUCUUGAUUGGGCUAGAACUUUAUUUGAAGAGAAGCGGCUGGAAGUGUUAGUUGACAGGGAUCUAAAGGGAUGUUAUGAUCCGGUAGAGUUAGAGAAAGCGGUCGAGUUAUCUUUGCAGUGUACUCAAUCUCUUCCUAGUUUGAGGCCAAAGAUGUCAGAAGUUUUGAAGAUUCUUGAAGGUCUUAUUGGAUUGUCAGUGAGGCCAGAGGAAUCACAAGGAGGGGGUAACCUAUAUGAUGAAAGGACUUGCAGUUUCUCUCAGAAUUACAGCGAUGUUCAUGAAGAACCUUCCUUUAUUAUUGAAGCCAUUGAACUUUCUGGACCUAGGUGACAAUGGUUGUAGUCUUUUCCAUUUUGUCAAGUCUACAUGUACAUGAAUUUUGCAUUUUUUAUCAAUAUUAUAUAGAUAACAUAUAGUAAUACGUUUA
Messenger RNA from Medicago truncatula (barrel medic), 2173 nucleotides. RefSeq names its product probable LRR receptor-like serine/threonine-protein kinase At5g45780. The transcript is spliced from 11 exons. Lineage: Eukaryota; Viridiplantae; Streptophyta; Magnoliopsida; Fabales; Fabaceae. Bases 208 to 2076 code for a protein of 622 amino acids. Gene Ontology annotation, biological process: protein phosphorylation. The record is from RefSeq and is a predicted model, not a curated record. Gene Ontology annotation, molecular function: protein kinase activity; ATP binding.